AUAAGUACAGGAAAAAAAAAAAAAAACAUAACUAAGGGAAAAAAAAAUUGGAAAAUGAAAACAAAAGUGUGCUGGUAAUGCAAGAAAGUGGUAGUUUGAGACGAACUAGAUUGGUAGACGGAAGGAACUGGAGACUUAAGAGAGAGAGAGAGAGACCGUUGGGUUUGGGUGGCGCUUCGAAAGUAGCAUCACCGGUGAAGCCUUCCACUGACUACAAGAAAUCUCAUAAAGAGAAAAUUUCAAAUUCAAAUUUUGAAAUCCCAUCAUCAAUCACAGCAAAUGCCUCUUCUUCCAUGUAUAUAUACCCUCCCAUUGCUUCUAUUUAGUAUCAAUUCAUAGAUCGUCCCCCACUCUUCCACUGUUUCGUUUCUUUCCUGGGGUGAAUACUUACUAGAGUCCAGAAUGCGUGGUACUAAGUCUUCAAAGAAACAUUCUUUAUUGAAGUGUCAAUAUGAAAAGAUUGAACCAAACAAUGAGAAGAGGAGGAGGAGACAGAAAAGGAAGAAGGCUAGAAAUGAAGAGUUAGAUGAAGCUUCUCGAUUACAGAGGAGAACAAGGUAUCUCUUGAACCAAAUGAAACUGGAGCAGAACCUUAUUGAUGCUUAUUCUGGUGAAGGCUGGAAAGGACAGAGUCGAGAAAAGAUUAAGCCAGAAAAUGAACUUCAAAGGGCGAAGAAACAGAUUUUGAAGUAUAAGCUUGGUAUUCGAGAUGCCAUUAGACAAUUGGAUUCCCUUAGUUCGGUAGGAAGUAUCGAAGAUUCUGUUAUGGCUCCUGAUGGAUCUGUUUACCAUGAACAUAUAUUUUGUGCAAAGUGUAAGUUACGUGAAGCUUUUCCUGAUAAUGAUAUUAUACUCUGUGAUGGAACAUGCAAUUCUGCUUUUCAUCAGAAAUGUCUUGAUCCUCCAUUGGACACUGAGAGUAUUCCACCGGGAGAUCAAGGAUGGUUUUGCAGAUUUUGCGAGUGUAGAAUGGAAAUUCUAGAAGCAGUUAAUGCUCAUCUCGGGACAUAUUUUUCCAUGAAUAAUAGUUGGGAGGAUGUUUUUGAGGAGGAAGCUGCUUUGCCUGAAGAUGCAAAUGCAUCACUUCAUCCAGAUGUGGAAUGGCCUUCAGAUGAUUCUGGAGAUGAAAAUUAUGACCCAGAGAGAAAAGAAAAUAGCAGCAGCAUUAGUGGUGAAGAUACUGAUGACCAUGUGUGGGAGGGUGAAUUUUCUACUGAUGGUAGUGUUGGAUCAGACGAAUCAGAUGGUGGCAUAGUAUGUGGCCGCAGGCAGAGAAGAGAUGUUGAUUAUAGAAAGUUAUAUGAUGAAAUGUUUGGGAAAGAUGCUCCUCCAUGUGAGCAAAUUAGUGAAGAUGAAGAUUGGGGUCCUUCCAAAAGAAAGCGAAGAGCGAAAGAGUCUGAUGCUGCUAGUACCCUUAUGACACUUUUUGAAAGUGAGAAAGUAAAUUCAGAUGUUGAUGUUGAGGAAGUGGAAGGGCAACUCCCUCCUGAAGCACAAAUUAGGAGGUCAUUUUUCAGAAUUCCUCGGAUCGCUGUUGAGAGGCUUCGUGAAGUUUUUGCCGAGAAUGAACUUCCAUCUAGAGAUGUGAAGGAGAAUCUUUCGAAGGAAUUAGGCCUUGAUUCUGAAAAGGUUAGCAAAUGGUUCAAAAAUGCUCGUUAUUUAGCUUUGAAAACAAGGAAGGCAGAGGGAGUCAAACAGGUUCACACUUUGACUCCUGGAUUACCUAAGCAUCCAAGAUUUGAAAAUAUGAUGAAAGAAGCUCCAGAUCUUGUUAUGUCAGACAAUACCUCAACAGAAACUGUGGUUCAUGUUGUAAAGAAUAAGAAGCUGUCUAGAGAAAGCGCCCAAAAUCACUAAGCAGCCCUUCAAAGA
Messenger RNA from Cannabis sativa, 1872 nucleotides. RefSeq names its product pathogenesis-related homeodomain protein. The record is from RefSeq and is a predicted model, not a curated record. Gene Ontology annotation, cellular component: nucleus. NCBI's taxonomy places the organism in Eukaryota, Viridiplantae, Streptophyta, Magnoliopsida, Rosales, Cannabaceae. Gene Ontology annotation, molecular function: chromatin binding; DNA binding. Gene Ontology annotation, biological process: chromatin organization; regulation of DNA-templated transcription.